Messenger RNA from Chironomus riparius, 3756 nucleotides. Lineage: Eukaryota; Metazoa; Arthropoda; Insecta; Diptera; Chironomidae. The record is from the annotation of a GenBank genome assembly.
AUUUUUUGAAAACAGUAAACAAAAAAAAUUGAGCGGUUGAAAGAAUUAAAAUCAUUAAAUUUAAAGCUAUUUCUAAGCUAAUAAGCCUUAAUUAUAAUCUAUAAUAACAUAUAAGUCAAAAUAAUGUAUAUCAAAUCGAUAGUCAUUGAUGGAUUCAAGUCUUAUGGACGAAGAACAGAAGUUAAUGGAUUCGAUAAAGAAUUCAAUGCCAUUACUGGAUUAAACGGAACUGGCAAGUCGAAUAUCCUCGACAGUAUAUGCUUUGUUCUUGGAAUAUCCAAUCUAUCUCAUGUUCGCGCUAAUUCCCUUCAAGAUCUCGUCUACAAAAGUGGUCAGGCUGGAGUGACAAAAGCAACGGUUACAAUAAAUUUUGAUAACAGCAACAAGAAUCAGUGUCCAAUUGGAUAUGAAAAUUGUAAGGAAAUUGCAGUUUCACGUCAAAUUGUCGUUGGUGGAAAGGGAAAGUACAUGAUUAACGGGAAGAAUGCACAAUACAAGCAAAUUCAGGAUCUAUUUUGUUCCGUACAAUUGAAUGUCAAUAAUCCAAACUUCCUCAUCAUGCAAGGACGAAUUACGAAAGUUUUAAACAUGAAACCACCAGAAAUUCUAUCAAUGAUUGAAGAAGCUGCAGGCACAAGCAUGUACGAGUCAAAGAGAGAAAAAUCUAUGGCUUUAAUCCAAAAGAAGGAUGCAAAACUCGAUGAACUUAAUUCAUUGAUUAAAGACGACAUCCAACCUAAAUUGGAUAAGCUACGUAAAGAUCAGCAGCAAUAUAUUGAGUAUCAGAAAGUUUGUCGGGAUGUUGAGUAUCUUACAAGAAUCCACAUAUCCUACAAAUAUCUCCAGUGCCGUAAAAAUAUCGAGAAUUGUGAAUCGAACAUCCAAAAACUUACUGAUGGCAUUGAAAACAACAAGAUGACAAUUGAGAAGGAUAACGAAGAGAUUAAAGAGAUUGAAAUUAAAGUUCAAGAGAUCCAGGAAGCACUUGAAAAUCAAUCUGGAAGCGAUUUAAAAGAACUCGAAAAGGAAUUAGAAGGUCUAAAUCAUCAAGAUGCCAAACUUAAAGCCACAAUCAGUGCAACUCAAGAGGAAAUGAAAAGCGAAGAACGCAAACUUAAAACUCUUGAAAAAAACAUCAAAAUUGACGAAACUGCUCUCGAAAAGAAAGAAAAUGAGAUGGGACAGAUGUGCGGCACAUUUGAGGAACUAAAACAAGGUGAAGCUAAUGACUUGAAAGCAUUCCAAGAUGCACAAAAACGUCUCGAAGCUGUAAACAUGGGUUUGGCUAUUAAUGACGAUGGAGAAGCUACAUCUCUACAGGAUCAGUUGACUAAUGCCAAUUCGAAAAUCGCCGAUGCCAAAAGUACAAUAAAGAAGAGUGAAAUGGAAUUGAAAUAUUCCAAACAAACAUUGCAAAAGAAGGAAAAGGAAGUAAAGACAAGUGACACAUCGUACAUUAAGGAUCAGGAAGUUAUCAACAAUACAGAUAAAGAAAUCAAGAAUCUAGAAAAUCAAAUGAAGAAAAUAACAUAUCAAGAUGGUGAAAUUGAGGCACUAAUGGAAAAGAAGGACGAAUUAACUCGAGAAUGCAGAGCAAUUCGCCAAAAUAUUGAUCGUCAAAAUGGAACUAAAUUUGAGUUCCAAUACAAUGAUCCAAUUCCAAAUUGGGAUAAAAAUCGUGUCAAAGGACUUGUAGCUAAUUGCAUUCGUGUUAAAGACCAAAAAUACUCACGUGCAUUGUCAAGCAUGAUUGGAGGAAGUUGGAGAAAUGUUAUAACUGAUAACGAUGAAACUGGCAAGUUGUUGCUGGAACGAGGAAAUUUAGUCAAUCGUGUCACAAUCAUUCCAUUAAAUAAGAUUACAGCACGUACAAUUGACAAUCAUACAGUUAAUUUAGCACAAAAGUUGGUCGGCAAAGAAAAUGCAAUUCCAGCAAUUGACUUGAUUGAGUAUGACAAGGAAGUUGAGCCUGCAAUGAGAUAUCUUUUUGGAAGUGCCUUCAUCUGUAAAGACAUGGAAUCAGCUAAGAAAGUCACAUAUCAUCGAGAUAUAUCCAGACAAUGCUAUACACUCGAUGGUGAUGAAAUGUCACCAAGUGGAGCAUUAUCAGGAGGUGCUGUAGCUGUUGGUCCACCAAUCUUAGAGGAAGUAACUCGAAUCAAUCAGUUUAAGAAUGAGCUUAACAUAAAAUUGAGAGAAAUUAAUGAAAUUUCGAGAAAAAUUGAAAGUAUCCAAAAUGUAGCAAUGCAGUACAGAAAUACUAAAGAGAAACUUGAAACUCUUCAAAUUCAAAUGAGAACAGUCCAAGAGAGAAUCCAAUCCACAGCAUUCCAACAAGAUAAAAACGAAAUUGAUGAUUUAAAGAUAAAAAUUGAGACAUUAACAAAAACAAUCGAAGAAUGUCAAACUACACUCGUCACUAAUCAAAAUAAAGUCAAGGAUUUGACCGAAAAACUAGCAGAUUCUAAAGGACAUCGUGAACGGGAAUUAAAAAGUGCCGAAACUGAACUAAAAAGAGCAAAAUUAAAGCAUGAACAGUCACAGAAAAAUUGGAAGAAACGUGAGCAACAAUAUGAGACAAUGAAGCUUGAAAUUGAGGAAUUAAAGAAGACAAUUGCUGAAGGUAAAGAACAAGUCAUUCAAAUGGAGAAAAAUAUCGAAGAAUUCCAGAAGAAAAUCAAUGAAAAUAGCAACAAUGAUGGUGAUUUAAAGGCACGAACAGAAGAAUUAAAAGCACAGAUUAAAGCACAUAAGGACAGCAUAACAGCACAAAACAAAGAGGUUCGCACCAAGACCCAUAGAAAAGAAAAAUUACUAAAACAAAUCCAAGAACUGGAACUGGACAUAAAAAAGAAGGAAAAUGAAAUUGUUAAAGUAAGAGCUGAUAAUACUGAUGGAUAUAACAAGAUUGCAGCAUUAGAAGAGAAAUAUACAUGGAUACCAGAAGAUAAAGAUCAUUUUGGAGCUAGAAACACGAGAUAUGAUUACAGUAAGGAAGAUCCACAACAAGCUGGACAGAAACUUCAAAAACUUCAAGAAAAUAAAGAAAAAUUGAGCAGAAAUAUCAAUCAGGAAGCUAUGAUGCUGUUAGAGAAAGAAGAAGAGCACUAUAAAAAGAUUAUGGACCGUCGAUCGAAAGUUGAGGAUGACAAGAAGAAAAUUUUGGACAGCAUCAAAAAUAUGGACACAAAGAAAGUCGAGAAUCUCAAAAAAGCAUGGGAAGUUGUUAAUCAAAAUUUCGGUUCCAUAUUCACGACUUUACUGCCUGGCGCACAAGCGAAAUUAGAUCCACCAGAAGGACACAACUUCCUUAAGGGCUUAGAAGUUAAAGUUGGAUUUAAUGGCAUUUGGAAAGAAUCAUUGACAGAACUAAGUGGUGGUCAAAGAUCUCUCGUUGCCUUAUCUUUAAUUUUAGCUAUGCUUAAGUACAAACCUGCACCACUUUACAUCCUCGAUGAAGUCGAUGCAGCCUUAGACUUGUCACAUACUCAAAAUAUUGGUGGAAUGUUGAAGGCUCAUUUUAAGAAUUCUCAAUUCGUAAUUGUGUCACUUAAGGAUGGAAUGUUUAACAAUGCUAAUGUCUUGUUCCGAACGAAGUUUGUCGAUGGCGUUUCUGGAGUUAUGAGAACGGUUAAUAAGAGUUAAAAUUUAAGAUUUUUUAAUUGCUUUUACUUUUUUUUUAUCGAUUAAGACUAUGAAAGCUUCCGAAAAGAGGAUUAUGGAACGGAAAUUUCCGAACUUUAGUUCCACUGAGAU